Messenger RNA from Varroa destructor (honeybee mite), 9123 nucleotides. RefSeq lists its product as uncharacterized. The record is from RefSeq and is a predicted model, not a curated record. Lineage: Eukaryota; Metazoa; Arthropoda; Arachnida; Mesostigmata; Varroidae.
AUAAAGGUGUCUUAAACGUUUGAGAUGUUCGCAAAAAACAUCCAAUUAUUGGCUAAGAUCUAGAUAUGGAUACGGGGUCUCUCAUUACAAUGCCAAUAUUAAAGCAGAGUCAGACGAUGAACUUGAUGUGAGGACAGUGAUGCCAAAAGCAUGUCGCGCAUAUUUACCGUGAUAAUGAAAGAAGUCAAAGAAAAAUCGGGAAAUAACGAUGAUGCCUUCUGGAUUCGCCAAUACACGGGAUCAGACGCAAAUAUUAUAUACGGGGAUAGUUUAGAUUGACCACCUAAACUAAAUUCAUAGUACGGCCCAAGGCAAUCAGGACCUGGAAUGUAUGGGGCACCUCUUGGAAAAUUUACAUUGUGUAAAUUGGUUGUUGUUGUUGAACCUUUGGGAAUAUCCUGAAUGAAAAUGGUUUCAAAACUAUGGAUGGUUCUCUUCGAAGACCCCACAAAUGAUAACGUGACAUUUAAUUAAUAAAGGUGAACCGGUGCGAAAUAACAGCCCGCGAAGUAUCUACAGCAGCAACAUCUAAUAGUUUCAUGAUCUGGGCUUGGUUAACAUCUUCCGACCUACGCUAAGAACGAUUUACGUGUCUUUCCAAACGUAGAAGAUUAACUGUGGUGAGCAGCGCGGAGCUCGUUCAGAGACAUUAGGAUGCCUGAGAUUUCCGUUUUCUCAACAAGCCAGAACGAUACUUUACCUAAUUACAAGUAUUCACUUCCUAAUCCUAGUGACAUUCACAAGAUACAGCGGCGAUCGCUACUUUUCGAAGAUAGAUUUAGCGUAUAUUCAGCUGGUGCUAGAAGAAGACUUAAGUCUGUUUUAACAGUCAAUACAUCGAAAGACUUGUGUAGAUUUAACCGAGCAUCCGUUGGUGUUGAAAUCGCACUCGUUCAACUUCAACAAAUAAUGGACACAGUUGUAGCAAACGUAAGGAGUGCGUUAACUUGGGUUAGCUCGAUCGCAUUAUUGUCGCUGGAAAGAGAAUAAACGAACUGAAUUAAAGAGUGAAGAAAGAAGACUGAAAAUUAUAGAUUGAAGUUUGGAAAAAUCUUCCUCCCUAUACACAAAAGUAAAACACCUAGGCUCACUGAUUAUAGCGAAAAGAAAACAACCAAACUUCUGGACUCCAAGUAAAUCCAUAGUGGGAUAUGCUUGCCUACCAGAUUCCCGUUUUAAAGGGUAGAAUGUCCCAUAAUCAUGCGGACUUAGAUCGGGAAAAUAGACGGGUUGAAGCCAACACUAUUGCUUUUUUGCUCAAUUCAGGGAGCAACUGAAGCGUGGCGACGAAAUCUGGCAUUGUCAUAAUGUGUAUCACAACCAGACUGCGCGUUUUCCGAUUACCGUAGAAUCAUUAAUCUCUUGAAUAGUUCGAGAUAGCGGACUGUAUUCAUGGUUUAAUUUUCGGCGAGCAAUUCAUAGUAACAAAUGCCCCUGAUGUCCAUUGCAAACAGUACUAUCACCUCGUUUCCGAACGCGCUUGGCAUUGCCACUGAACUCAGUUUUUUUUCUAAGGCAACGCGGUUCUAUCGCGUGAUCUUUCUUCGGCUAGUAUCCAUCUACCCAUCUCCUACAACGACCGUAUGCUUCACGCGGAUUUUUUUUUUUUAUUAAUUAGAGCCUGAAGUGAAUCCUUGGGGGAUCCAUUUGUACGAAGUUGUUGCAUCUUCAGUAUUUGGGUUAAAUUAUGUAAUGCGUUUCAUGUGAAAUGCUAGUUUUGGCUGACAGAGCCCUUAGAUUUCAAGCUCUGCUUUCGUGAAAACCCCCUCAAUUGCAGCAUCCUUUGGGUCCCGACAUCUGGUUCUCAAAUUCUCAAAUCUCCGUUCUUCAAACGUUUACACCACUUAAGUAUUGUGUGCUCCGCUAACUUCUUCUUGUCUAAUACCUCCACCAAUCAUUGAUACAUUUCUCCAGCGCCGAGGCUUUCGAGAAACAAAAAUUUGACCACUGAAUCUUAAGUUUUGACACUGAAAAAUGUUUUUCUUCCCGAAUUAUUUGCCCAAUGUAAAUUUAACUCGCUUAAGUUUGUAGAAUACUGAAAUAUUUGGCUAGUCCUAGUAGUGUGUAGUUUGAAAAUUACUAUAUUUCGAAGUCCGCUGGAUUUGCUUGUAACAGUCUAAUAUUUUAUGGAUUACGUGUAACUUAAAGCCCGUUGAAUGAACAAAUGACUUCCUAUAAACAAAUCUAUUUCAGGCAAGUUUAAACGAGAUAACGAAAAUUCGUCAGUCGUCGUCUUUAUUGAUCCCUUUCGAUCCGACCCUUGUCGAUGAAAGCCAGUACGGCACCGCAAACGCUAAUGGUUGGAUGUCACAGAAAAAGUGAUCCGAGGUUCCGGGUCCCCGAAAGUGAUACGCCCUUUAACUUGAGCGGGAAGAUUUACCCUCAGAUAGGCAGAAAAACAUCUGCAUUGAUUGCUUAUGCUGCACUUGUGAACGGUUCAGGAAAUUCGUAUCGUUGCACUGUUUAUCGAUUAUAAGUGCAGGCUGUUGUGCGGAAUUCCAUGUUAACUGCUGUAACAGUUCACGGUUUUACCCUCAUUGUACAUAACGCCGUCUAUCACCAAUAUUUGAAAUUGUCUUUGCCUACGUUUGUCUACGGACAUUUGUGAGACUCAGCCGAUUAUCUCAGUUCGAUAGCGCAGGGCUGUAUUCAAGGAUCUUUCAUCCAGGAGUUUCUCAUGAAAAAUAUUAUGGAAGUGAUAUUUCUAGAAGCAGUCUCGUUUAUCAUGGAAAAAAUGGAAAAUACCUGAUUUUAAACACAGGUAUCUGACUGAAGCUAAACUGUCAGCAGGAUAGGCAAACGUUCGCUGUGUACGAGUUUUGUAGUUCAAAAAAAAAGCUUCCCUUAGAACGUACCGUCAUUAAACUUAAUGGUGGACAAAUGAUCCUGGGUACUUCUCAUUGUACCAAAAAAGAACAGAGCGCUAAUGUUCGGGCUAUUCCAGGCCGAAACUGCGAUCAGGUUCUGUCAUUUGGCGGAUACGUGCACAGGUGACUGUUCGACAGGUAUUUAAGCCCUUCCAUGUCGACCUUGCGAUACAUCCACAAACCUUUAGCUUUUUAACAAAAGAUGUAGAUGACCGAUACUUUAAAGACAGGACUUCUCCACUUUGGCUCUUAUUUCAAUGUUGCACGCCCCAAGGCUUAAACGGGUUACAAAUCAUUUCAAAAAUUAGUUUUAAAUGGUAUUAGUGGGAAAAGCGAUAUUAAUAUGCUUUACUCCACCAAGUGAUGUACGUCGCACGCAAACAAACCAGCAUAUUGAAAUUUUGAUUUCACAGUAUCUGAAAUACUCCAAAAUGAGCAGGUGUUUCAAAGAUGAAAACGCGCAGAAAAAAAACUAACCGUUCAAGCUUAUCUGCAUGACAUAACGGGCGAUAGGUGCUCUCGUUGCGCCGGAAUUUCUGAUUCAUUAGGAAUGCCCUUUUUGCUAUCUUGACAAAUUUUUAAACUAUUCCAAUUUAACUUUUUGUUUCGCCUUAUAGAAAACCAUUUCCUAAUAUUCAAAAACUGCACGGAACCUCGCAGCAAUGUCGGCCAUCGAUUUCGGGCCACCAAAGAGCUCGUAAUUCCAAUAGGGCUAGACUAGCGUGUAAAUAUUAAAUAACAGUCAGCCUUCGCUCGUAUUGGGAAGGCAAACCUACUGCCUCCGUAACUAUCGGUCUGUGGCUCUUUUCUCGAGGAACUAAUUUUUCAUUAGUGCUAAAAAUGGCAGAUGCACACAUUCGUCCUACACAUCUGUGCAAACUUAUCUCAAACGCCUUUUAUGCCUACAGUGUAUAUAUAUACACAGCUAAAAUUUGGGAUUUAUGCUCGCCACAUAGAACAGCGCAACAUACUCUCACCGAUUUAGUUUGUUUUUAUAUAAACCUGAUUGAUUAAGUAUCAGCUAAGUAUCAGUUGUUCAAAUAUGUUCCACGUAGAAUUUGAAUUGCAUAAAAUAAUAGUUUAAAAACAACGAAACAAUUCAUUGUCAAACGCGCGGUUAAUUUUAAGUAGCUUUUUACUUCGAUAUGAGCAAUGCAACCCGAUAGAUGUUUAAUUUACAAAAAGUGUGUGACUUUAAACCCAGUUCUCCAGAGUGGCAAGCUGCCACAUUUCCCCUGCUUCAUCUCCCAACUGCAGAUUUUUGUUCUUCUAUCUACGGAAUACUGGAGAGCGGAUACUCAUCGCUUUUCUUGUUUGCCUUAGAGUUUGUUGUCUACAAGUGCAUAUAGAGGAAUGAGCACACUUUUUUUACACACCUUUCGACGUAUUUUUAAAACUACGAAGGGUGGCUAUAAGAAUUUGUGUCCUGUUCUUCGAAAUUCGUCAACACAACCAAUAUGAACAAAAUAUCUGUAUUAAUUGGAGUCUACUACUUGCAUAUAUAAUUCAAAGUAUUGCUGUUUUCGCAGCGCUCAGCAAUCCGCGGAUUCAUCCACACAGGGCAAAGGAACGAGGAAAUUGGGCAAUCAGGUGAUCCGCAAGGGCUACAUGUGCAUUCACAACCUGGGAAUAAUGAAGGGAGGAUCGAGGGACUAUUGGUUCGUCCUUACCUCGGAAAGCCUCUCCUGGUACAAGGGGGAGCCUGUGGUGUCGUACGUCAGGAGGCGGCUAUCGGCUUCGGAAGCGAAGAGUUUGCGUGCACAAGAUGAUCUGGGCGAUUUUCAGCAAAACAGACGAAGAGGAGAAGGAGAAGAAGUACAUGCUACCGCUGGACGGGCUGAAGAUCAAGGACAUCGAAGCGGGAUUCAUGAGCCGCAGGAACACCUUUGCGCUGUUCAACCCAGAUCAGAGGAGGAACGUGUACAAGGAUUGCAAACAACUGGAGCUAUCAUGCGAGAGUCAGGAGGACGUCGAUUCAUGGAAGGCGUCGUUCCUCCGAGCAGGCGUAUACCCCGAGCGACAGAGUUCAGAAGUGGGCGAGGAGGGAGCGACGGAGGGCGGAGAGGGCGGAAUGGGCUCGGGCUCGAUGGACCCACAACUCGAGCGACAAGUCGAGACGAUUCGCAACCUCGUGGACUCAUACAUGAAAAUUAUAACCAAAACAUUCCGAGAUCUCGUUCCCAAAGUCAUCAUGUAUCUUUGUAUCAACAACACGAAGGACUUUAUUUACGGCGAACUGUUGGCAGCAUUAUACGCGUCGGGAGAUCAAAGUCAGAUGAUGGAGGAAUCGCCAGAGGAAGCUGCUCGUCGAGAAGAGAUGCUUCGCAUGUACCAUGCCUGCAGAGAGGCCUUACAAAUUAUUGGCGAUGUUUCGAUGUCAACAGCAUACCACCCUGCUCCUCCGCCAGUCAAACAGGACUGGCUGCCUCCCAGUCAGUCGUCCGAUCCACCGACAUCACCGGGCGGAAACAGGCGUCCUCCGACGAACCCGGGAUCAGCGGGUCCUACGGGCCCCCGAAGUGCUCCACCACCUCCCGUGGGUCGGCCCACCCCUCUUCCUCCCCAGAUACCCAACCGACCGAGGCCAGUUGCCCCCUCUCGUGGGGCUACUCCGACCGUUCCUCCUCGAUCCUAAAUUUCUCGGUCGGUAAUGAUGAGUUCGUUGACAACGAUGAUGACGAUGAGGUCCUAGUCGGAAUCGAACAAGAGGACGACAGUGAAGUGGCCAUACAGCUUGGACAGGAACAGAAUAACAAUAACAAGAUGUUGAAAGAUGAAAACCAUAGAAUCCGAGUGAUGUAUGAUUGGAAUUUCCUUGUCAGUCGGGAUGACGAUUACGACGAUGAUCAGGACACUUCAAAGGCAGAAGGAUGUGACAGUGAGUUAUUAUUUGAAGGCGAAGAUGCUGGGGAAAAGGACGAUGCCGAUGUAGAAGAGGGUGACGAGUUAGGGCUCUAUGUGGAUGGGGAAAGAAACGAUGGUAGUAAUAGUAGCAGUAGUAGUAGUAGACGGGGAAGAUACGGAGGAAGUGGCCGAGAUUCGACGGAUGAUAGUGAUGAUGACGGGAAUCGGCAGGAAAGCGGUGCCAAUCAAAAACAUGGAGGCCAAGAAAGGGCUCAAGGCGGACGUCAAACCGAGGAACGCUCAUCAGCAAGGGAAGAUAGCCACGAGCACCACAGCGAAGACAGCAACCAUAACUCCAACAGCAGUAGCAGUAAUGGCGACUCCAAUGGAAAUAGUAAUCAUGACCAUUCAAACGGAAAUCGUGGGGAUAAAGAGGAUAAUGGGCGCAGAGAUAUUGGGGAGAGAGGUGUACAAACCGGCAGAAAUGGCGCAAUCCGCGAACAGCAGGAAAAUCCAAAGGCUGACGAUUCUGAUGGUGACGAUGACGAAAGCGGCGAUGCAAAUGAUGACAGAAAUAGGGAACCUGAACACCGAAGAUCCGGCCCACAUCAGCGGCAUAGACACAAGGGGGAAAAUAAGUCAGACGAUGAUACUGAUGAUGAUGAUGAUCAACUUGAGCCCCUACAAGAGGUUGACGAAAUUGCUGAAGAAGUGGAUAAGGGAAACGAAGACAUUUUACCGCGAGAUCCAGAUAUUCGGGAAUCUUUUCAGAGUGUAUUGGUUAUUCAGCAGGAUCUAAAAUACCAAAUGCGUUUAGAAGUAAAUCAGAGAGCUAUCUCUACUACUACUGCAUUAAUUCCUUCAUCCUGUAAAUUGCUCUCAUUUAGACCUCAGGCCCAAUCAGAUUCGUCACUUGGUGAUGUUGAUUCGAUCGGCGAAAAGAGCCGCAGUUUAAUUAGUGUAUCUUCAUGCACAAAGACCGUACGUAAUGCGUCUACACAGGUCAAUCUUCUGGAAUAUUCAACGUCAUUGUCUCGUUCGGAUAAACACAGUCAUCGCUAUGGAAGCCGCUCGAAUGGCGGUGGCUCGGGGAGGGGUGGUCAUCACAACGGCGCGGGACAACAUCAUCGAUCUUCACGAAAUGGUUCAAUACACUCAUCUUCUCAGGGUACUCGAGCGCCAUCUGCUGCCAACUCUCAGGGUUCCAUUCCUUCGCUUCCAUCAGUAUCAAAACGACCCUCAGUGUCAUCCAACCGUGAACCAUCAGAAGGUUCCCAGAUUUCCCAGGUUCCAUCGCUGUUGGGUGGAGGCUCCCAACCGCCGUCGGAGCCGCCGUCGGGUGUCCAGUCUCGGAAACAAUCUCUAGCUCCAGGACUGCGUGCAACAAGGGCAGCGGGUAGGGGAGGCAAAGCUGGCGGGAGGGGAGCUAAAGGUGGUAAGGGGGGUAAAGGCGGUGGUAAAAAAGGUUCUACAGGGAACUUUGAAUCCAACUGCAUUAUGGCCACAUGUACGCUAUGCGGUAAUGCCUCUCGCAAGGGAGGUCAUUGGGAUCUGGAGACAGUCAAGCGCUGUCCUUCGUGUUGUCAGUGUUGUGCGCUUUGUCGACAAGCUAUGCUGUUAGCAGCCGACACUCGAAAUAAGGUCAGCAAUAAAGACUAAAUUUGUACCAGGAUCCGAACGUCUCAAAAACGAAUGUUACUGAGCACUUCAACCUAAUACACGUGGAGUGUAAUAUAAUAAACGCUGAAAGUGUUGUAUCAUGUCUUUGCCCAACGACAGGUAUUGAAGACAGAGCUAUAACAGUAAGCCAACAAUAAUAAUGCCGUUAUAAUAUAACAUCACGCAUAUAUGUGUGAAUAAAUGUGUGUUAUCAUAUUGGGGUUGCAAAAAUGGAUUGCCUGCUCAGAUGGCUGAUAGAAGUUGCGAACAAAUACUGUUAUCCUUAAACGGAUGCUUUUUGGCAUUCAUGGAUAUUGGACCAUCGCUGGUGCCAGCCGAUUCCGGUCUCAUCGUUUAACAGAGGACGCACGUCAUGCCCAUAAAUACACACAUUCAAAAUGCCUAAUAUAUAUAUAUAUAUGCGUAAAUCGAUACAUUAAUUUUUUCGAUAUUUUGACGAUUUCCCUAUUUACGCCCGCCCAAAUCAUAUACGUAUGUCCCAUUAGUUUGAUCUCGUUUCAACUUGACAAUGUUGAGCGAAAAAUGCAUGAACAAGUCCGACAAGUUUAUUCAGAAAACGUAUUAGAGUCAAAACAAUGACACAUACAUUUUCUGAAGAUUCCAGAAUACUGUUUCGGGCGACGUUUGCUGCAGAGGCGUAGCAGUUCACGUUUAGCUAAGAGAAACGGUCUAAUAAUUCUUAAAAUGUACGAUGUCAGACGAAUUCAUGAGACAUUUGUUUAUGACUUGGAUGGGCGGAACCAAAAAUAAGUCAACUUUAAAAAUCGAAUGUCCUCUUUCAUAUAUAUAUAUAUAUAUAUAUAUAUAUAUAUAUUCUUAUAUAUAUGCGCGUGCACGUUAAAUUGAUAAACGGGUGUUUAGUUACUUCCCCAGUUAUAUUAAAUUUAAUUUCUGAGCGUUUAUGAGAAAGAUUCUCUAUUGGAAAACCUGCGUAGCUCUGUCCUAGCCUUUUCCGGAAUGUAAAACUACAGCUGACUGGAGGGUAUUAGAAGUAACAGCGUUACUUUUAUUGUACCAUUUCUAAGUUGUUGCGUUCAACUAGGUGCAUGGCACUUUUGGAGAAAUUCCGUGGGCGAGUAACAAAGCAAGUUAAGAGGCUGGAAACCUUCAAUGCAUGUACCUAAUCGAAAAAGGCUUCGGAAAACUGUUUUAGUUUACUUUGGCGGCAUGUGAAUUACACCCUCGUAGUUCCAAGUACGUGUCAUUUAUUUACAAACUUUAGUUUUAGGAUGCCACGACUUCGGGUGCAGUGUUCAAAUACCAAAAAAGGGCUGGAAAACCUGCGUUCACACAUUUCCAUAAGGUUGAAGGAUGACUAUUUCUGCUAAAAAAUAAAACGGGGUUUUUAUUCGACCUACUGUGUUAUAUAUAUAUAUACGUCAGAACUUUAUUUCGUCAUAUCGAAAGUGAUAUAAAUCCUGAGUUGGUGAGACGUGUUGAGACACAUUUGCCUUGCUCACCUCCUAGAUCAAAUAUAAAUCAUUGUUGUCAGCACGUGCUUGAUUGCCCAUUGUUAUUUGCCCAGGUGAUUGAUUGUUGCCCAUUUGUCAACAAACAUUGAUGGAAAAGAACACGUAGUUUAGAAGAAAUAGGUGGUACUAUCUCCGUUUAAUUUAUCAAUCUAUUUUAUUAUGGCUUUUAAGAGCGCUGGUGAAUACUUUUCUGGAAAGAUACAGCAAUACCCAUCUCGCCAAAACUUUCCAGUGUCUUUACAGUAUAAUAUAUUCAUUAA